This is a messenger RNA of Pseudocercospora fijiensis CIRAD86, 2214 nucleotides long. RefSeq lists its product as uncharacterized. Gene Ontology annotation, molecular function: flavin adenine dinucleotide binding; oxidoreductase activity, acting on CH-OH group of donors. The record is from RefSeq and is a predicted model, not a curated record. The coding region runs from base 102 to 2099 and encodes 665 amino acids. NCBI's taxonomy places the organism in Eukaryota, Fungi, Ascomycota, Dothideomycetes, Mycosphaerellales, Mycosphaerellaceae. The transcript is spliced from 6 exons.
AUCAGGACUAUCCUCCUCGAUCCCACUCAUUGUCAUAACACACCACCACCGACCCCUACCAAACGUCAGCAAGAGUUUGAACGGGCAAAAAGUUGCCCAACAUGACGAUCCCAGACGAGGUUGAUAUCAUUGUGUGCGGUGGAGGAUCAUGCGGUUGCGUCGUUGCUGGCCGUUUGGCCAACCUGGAUCACAGCCUCCAGGUCAUGCUCAUUGAAGCUGGAGAGAACAAUCUCAACAACCCAUGGGUCUACCGCCCAGGUAUCUUCCCACGCAACAUGAAGUUGGACAGCAAGACUGCCUCCUUCUACUACUCUCGUCCAUCCGAAUGGCUCUCGGGCCGUCGUGCGAUCGUUCCUUGCGCUCACAUCCUCGGUGGUGGCAGCUCAAUCAACUUUAUGAUGUACACUCGUGCAUCGGGCUCCGACUACGAUGACUUCCAAGCCAAGGGCUGGACCACCAAGGAACUCAUUCCUUUGAUGAAGAAGCGCGAGACAUACCAGCGAUCCUGUAAUAACCGGGACAUCCACGGUUUUGAUGGCCCAAUCAAGGUCUCUUUCGGCAACUACACCUAUCCAGUCAUGCAAGAUUUCUUGCGAGCCGCUGAAUCCCAGGGCAUCCCAUUCAGCGACGAUCUCGAAGACUUGAAGACCGGCCACGGUGCUCAGCACUGGCUCAAGUGGAUCAACCGCGACACUGGUCGUCGAAGUGACUCUGCACACGCAUACAUCCAUAGCACACGACAACACUACGAGAACUUGCACCUCGUCUGCAACACAAAGGUCGACAAGGUCAUUCUCGAGGGCAACCGAGCAACUGGUGUGCGAACAGUCCCAACGAAGCCACUCCACCCUAACGAGGACCACUCCCGCGUCUUCAAGGCCCGCAAGUUUGUCAUUGUGAGCGGUGGCACCCUGAGCUCCCCAUUGAUCCUCCAGCGAUCUGGUAUUGGUGACAGCCAGAAGCUCCGAAAGGCUGGCGUCAAGCCAAUCGUCGAUCUGCCAGGUGUUGGCCUCAACUUCCAGGACCACUACCUAUACUUCUCACUUUACCGUGCCAAGCCAUGGACUGACUCGUUCGAUGACUUCGUACGGGGCGACCCAGAGGUGCAGGCGAAGGUCUUCAACCAAUGGGAAAUCAACGGCACCGGGCCAUUGGCGACUAACGGUAUCGAGGCUGGUGUCAAGGCCCGACCGUCCGCUAAGGAGCUCGAGGAGAUGAAGUCUUGGCCAUUCCCAGAAUUCAUUUCGGGCUGGGACUCAUACUUCAAGGACAAGCCAGACAAGCCAGUCAUGCACUGGGCUGUUGUUGCUGGUUGGUUCGGUGACCACAUGCAUAUUCCACCAGGCAAAUUCUUCUGCAUGUUCCACUUCUUGGAGUACCCAUUCUCUCGUGGCUUCACACACAUCGUCAGCCCCAACCCAUAUGAGGCACCAGACUUCGACGCUGGCUUCAUGAACGACCGCCGUGAUAUGGCACCAAUGGUUUGGGGAUACAUCAAGUCCCGUGAGACUGCCCGCCGCAUGGACGCCUACGCAGGUGAGGUUGUCGACAAGCAUCCAUUCUUCGCCUACGACUCUCCAGCUCGUGCCCGCGACAUGGACCUCGACACCACCAACGCCUACGCCGGACCGAACCACAUCACCUCCAACAUCCAGGUCGGUUCCUGGACCGUGCCCAAGCUCAGUGGCAAGGCGCCCGACACUGCUUUCCUCAACAGCUCCCAGCAGACCGUCCAGGAGGACCUCAAGUACAGCCGCGACGAUUUGCUCGCCGUCGAGGAGUGGGUCAAGCGCCACACCGAGACGACCUGGCACUCUCUUGGUACUUGCUCGAUGGCGCCAAAGGAGGGCAACUCCAUUGUCAAGCACGGUGUGCUCGACGAGCGCCUCAACGUCCACGGCACCAAGGGCCUCAAGGUUGCCGACUUGUCGAUCUGUCCAGACAACGUGGGCUGCAACACAUAUUCCACUGCUCUGCUGAUCGGCGAGAAGUGUGCCGUCUUGACGGCAGAGGAUCUCGGCUACACUGGCCGUGCUUUGGACAUGAGGGUUCCAGAGUACCACCACCACCGCGAGGUUGUUGGCCUCUCCAAGCUUUAGGCAUGAGAUGGUGGUUGCCGGGUGUGAAAAGUCUCCACGGUUUUAAUGAGAUUGUGUUACCUACGUGUAGUAGUUCGUGUGACAUAUUGACGAUGGAUGAUGUUGCGACUCGCUU